Geosmithia morbida is the source of this 951-nucleotide messenger RNA. RefSeq lists its product as uncharacterized. The record is from RefSeq and is a predicted model, not a curated record. Bases 1 to 951 code for a protein of 316 amino acids. Lineage: Eukaryota; Fungi; Ascomycota; Sordariomycetes; Hypocreales; Bionectriaceae. The transcript has 2 exons.
AUGCCUCAGCCUCACCACCAGCGUCGCAAGUCUGGCCACAACUACAACAACAACAGCAGCAGCAGCAACAACAACAACAACACAUCGGUAACGGACAGCACAAAUACAGUCUCUACCAAAACCGUCACAGUCUCAGACAUGUCCAAGCCUCGGCGACCAAACAUGUCCAGGCGUCAGACCCCCGUCAACGCCCAGAAGCUGGGCAAGGGCCCUCGCGAGCGUGAGAGGGACCGUCUAGACGCCUGGGACGACGAGCGAGAGAGCUUCCCUCAGUUCUGCAUGACGUGCGAGAAGCAAUUCGUCCCCUACCACCAGCACGGCUCCAUCUACUGCUCCGAGACCUGCCGCCGGGUCGACCAGUCGUACUCGUCCGCCGCCGUCUCGGCCUCGAUGCCCCGGUCGUGCAACGGCACCGACGGUCGCGGCCACGGCCACGGCCACGCCUUCUACUCGGCCGACGACUCCCAACCGAAGGACAUCAUCCCCCAGGCCUCACCGUCUCGACCCCCCUCCGUCAUGUUCGGCGCCUCCCCACCCCGCACCCCAGGCACCGCCGUCCACGGCUACGGCUACGGCUACGGCGGCUCCUCGUCCGCUUCCUCGUCCGCCAUGGCCGCCCUCCGGUCCCUCAGCCUCAACGGUCGCCCCCCCAGCCCGCCCUCCCCCUCGGGCAGCAGCACGGCGAGCAGCAGCGUCUGGCCCUUUGGUGCCGGUCCCGGCGCCGGUGCCGCCGCCGGCUCCGACCUCUACUCGUACCAGCACCAAAGCCCGGCAACGUCGUACUCGCGACCUUCGGCCUUUUACCUGUCCUCGACGUACGACGCCGCCUACGACGGGGGCUACUACGACCUCGGAUCCGCCACUGCUGAUCGUCCACUGCCCUCCAGGCAUCCCGGAUAUCACUCCAGGCCCAAGAGUAUCGAGCUCGUCACGCCCACCAUCAGCCGCUGA